AUGGCUGCUCUGGACCACGACAGGAGGAAUAAGCAGCCUAGGCUGCUGACGGAGGCAGAGAGAGAUCGAUUGGAAGAGUUCGUGGAAGCAAUACACUACUCCUCGAGAUAUUCGGAUGAUGAAAACGAAUAUCGGCAUGUACAACUGCCUAAAGACAUGAUAAAAAAGAUACCGAAAGACUACUUCGACCCGUCCAAAGGCACCCUGAAAUUACUGUGGGAGGAAGAGUGGAGAGGAUUAGGUAUCACACAGAGUCUGGGAUGGGAGCAUUACGAAGUCCACGAACCAGAACCACACAUCCUUCUCUUCAAGCGACCCAUUAACUAUCAGCCACUGGUGCCACAUUAG
Letharia columbiana is the source of this 348-nucleotide messenger RNA. RefSeq lists its product as uncharacterized. Gene Ontology annotation, cellular component: cyclin-dependent protein kinase holoenzyme complex; SCF ubiquitin ligase complex. The transcript has 4 exons. Gene Ontology annotation, molecular function: protein kinase binding; histone binding; cyclin-dependent protein serine/threonine kinase activator activity. Gene Ontology annotation, biological process: regulation of mitotic cell cycle. Lineage: Eukaryota; Fungi; Ascomycota; Lecanoromycetes; Lecanorales; Parmeliaceae. The record is from RefSeq and is a predicted model, not a curated record. Bases 1 to 348 code for a protein of 115 amino acids.